UUUUUGGUAUUAUUUUCACAACUCCUAAAAUACUCCAGUGAUAGGGUCUGCGCUUUACUCUUUCAAAGAGGAGUGCAACUGCUAUUGCAAUUUUAUUUUGAAUUUCAUUCGAUGGCGGCAGGGAAUUGGGCAAACGAAGACGAACUGGAGCUCGUUAACGAGGAUGGCUUCGUCUACAAGCGUCGGAAGAAGUUUCAUCUUAACCCAACCGCUGCUCCGAAGCUAAAAGAUCCGGCAGUUGAGGAGAAGAAUCGACUGCAAAGGAAGAAAAAGGUGCUCAUGAAAAUCAAAGAGAGAUACCAAAACGAGAUCAACCAGUGGGAACUUUUAUCAACAACAUUGAGUGAAAUGCAGCAAAGUCAGCCAACUCCUUAUCAAGAAAGGGACACUCUAUCAUUCAACCCGCCGGUCAUGUCAUCGGAUCCGACUUGCCAACCUCUUGUUGAUCAGCUCCUUACUCAGGUUGAAGCACAGGAGGCUGUAAUUGGCAACAUAUCAAAACUUUGUGAUGUUGUUGAAGCUGUCUGGACUGCACAAGAAGAAAAAAUGAAACAGUCAGUUUUGGACCUCCCAAUCUGGGCACACACACCUGUUGAACUUAUUUCUUCCCUGUGUUCAGAUUAAGUUCUGCAAGAGAACUUUACCAGGGAAAAAUUACGUCAAUGUGUCUUCGGGCUUGUUACCUUUAUUCAGUUUCUUAGUUUGAGUUUGUUUUGUAUAUAUUCUUCUUGGACCUUCCCGCGUCAAAUGAUGGGAAUGACCACUUAGAUUCAGGAAUCCUCUGUUGUUAGAAAGGAGUGAGAUGUAGUUGUGUAACAUCUUUGUAAUGUUUAACAUCUUUUCCCUGUUCACCUGAAUAUAUUUGGCAGUCUUGUCAAUUUUUCUUGAAGUACGUAAAGGAGGAUGAGGUUGAUAGUUCCAUGAAAA
Molecule: messenger RNA, 927 nt
Organism: Solanum pennellii
Lineage: Eukaryota; Viridiplantae; Streptophyta; Magnoliopsida; Solanales; Solanaceae
Exons: 2
Coding region: 112-624 (170 amino acids)
Source: RefSeq, a predicted model, not a curated record